Capsella rubella is the source of this 1393-nucleotide messenger RNA. Its product is annotated as probable CCR4-associated factor 1 homolog 10. Bases 254 to 1102 code for a protein of 282 amino acids. Gene Ontology annotation, molecular function: poly(A)-specific ribonuclease activity; nucleic acid binding. Gene Ontology annotation, cellular component: CCR4-NOT complex; P-body; CCR4-NOT core complex. NCBI's taxonomy places the organism in Eukaryota, Viridiplantae, Streptophyta, Magnoliopsida, Brassicales, Brassicaceae. The transcript has 2 exons. The record is from RefSeq and is a predicted model, not a curated record.
GCCUUACCACUUGAAAACCUCCUCUCUCUCUCUCUCUCUCUCUUUGGUUGACCCGAUUAUUUCUCUCUCGCAUACGCACAGAUCUCUCUUCGUAUCUGCUAGAUCUGUUCCUUUUCUUACAUCUGUAUUGCGAUACCUCUGAUCGGAAGGUGUCGCUUGCAGAUCUAGCGAAUCUCUCCGUACAGGUCUCGCGUGUCUUCCGAGUUCGGGCGUAUGCUGUGUUUUCAGAUCUGGGUUUGUUGCAUCUGUAGAAAUGGCGGAGACUCUGAAAGAAGAUUCGAUUAUGAUUCGGGAGGUUUGGGAUUACAAUUUAGUUGAGGAAUUCGCGCUGAUCCGUGAGAUUGUUGACAAAUUCAGCUAUAUCGCUAUGGAUACUGAGUUCCCAGGUGUGGUUUUGAAGCCUGUUGCUACUUUUAAGUACAAUAACGAUCUUAACUACAGGACUCUCAAGGAAAAUGUCGAUUUGCUUAAAUUGAUUCAAGUUGGCUUAACCUUUUCUGAUGAGAAUGGGAACCUCCCCACUUGUGGCACGGAUAAGUUCUGUAUCUGGCAGUUCAAUUUCCGUGAGUUUAACAUCGGUGAGGAUAUCUACGCCAGCGAGUCCAUCGAGCUGUUGCGUCAGUGUGGGAUUGAUUUCAAGAAGAACAUUGAGAAAGGCAUUGAUGUGGUUAGGUUCGGUGAGCUUAUGAUGUCCUCUGGGAUUGUUUUGAACGAUUCUAUCUCGUGGGUUACGUUCCAUGGAGGUUACGAUUUCGGGUAUUUGGUUAAGCUGCUGACUUGCAAGGAGUUGCCUCUCAAGCAGGCUGAUUUCUUCAAGCUUCUGUUUGUGUAUUUCCCCACUGUUUACGAUAUCAAGUACUUGAUGACGUUCUGCAACGGGCUGUUUGGCGGAUUGAACAGACUCGCUGAGCUUAUGGGAGUGGAGAGAGUUGGGAUAUGUCAUCAAGCUGGCUCUGAUAGCUUGCUCACCUUAGGCUCGUUUAGGAAGCUCAAGGAACGUUAUUUCCCGGGAUCAACUGAGAAAUACACUGGAGUCUUGUAUGGUCUAGGUGUGGAAGACGGUACUACUACUACUACUACUACUACUACUGUUGCUAAUUAAGAAGGGGAAAACGAAAGAUACUUUUAUAUUAAAAAAAAUCCAGGGAAGUGCAAUUAGAUUUUUCUUUAGUCUUUGUGAGUGUGAGAAGACCAAUUAGAAUUGUCUUUGUGUAAAUUGGCAAAUUGGUGUAGUAAGUGAUGACUGUUGUGUCUUUGUUGCUGUUGUUUUCAGACCGAAGAAGAAAAAAACCCUUUGAUCAAAAAUGAGGGGUUUUGUUUUUAGCUUGAGUUUCUGGAUGUAUGUCAAUUCAGCUACCCGUUUAUUUAAUAAAUAAUCUCCAAUUAUUAUUAA